UGCUAACAACAUCAAGGAUCCUGCUCUCACUUCUUCCAUUGAUUUAUUUCUGCCUCCAGGAGGGGUUUUUACAGCCAUGGCGCUACCGGCUCCGCUCAGGUCCAUCCAGCACCACCUGCGGACCGCCAAUGAACACGAGAAGAGGGAUCCUGUCGUGGCUUAUUACUGUCGUCUCUACGCCAUGCAGACGGGAAUGAAGCUGGACAGUAAAACACCGGAGUGCAGAAAGUUCCUGGUCAAACUCAUGGACCAGCUGGAGACGAUGAAGAAGGAGUUGAGUGACAGUGACUCCAUCACUCAGGAGGUUGUUGGAAACGCUCACAUUGAAAACUACGCCUUAAAAAUGUUCCUCUACGCUGAUAACGAGGACAGAGGAGGACGAUUCCACAAGAACAUGAUCAAGUCCUUCUACACAGCCAGCCUGCUGCUGGAUGUCUUGUCUGUGUUUGGGGAGUUGUCAGAGGAGAACAUCCAGCACAGGAAGUACGCCCGCUGGAAGGCCACCUACAUUCACAACUGCCUGAAGAGCGGAGAGACCCCUCAGUCCGGUCCCAUCGGCAUGGAUGAGGAUGAGGAAAACGAAGGCGAGUAUGGAGCUGAAGGUUUCUCAGGCCAGGGUUCUUCCCACGGAGGUUCCUUCAGGGGAGGUCCUCCUUCUCAGUUCGAGGAUCACGACCCCGGAUUGGGUCCAGGUCCACCCCCAGGGAUCGGCUUUACCCCAAGUCCAGAAUGUGGACCAUCUGGACCCCCCACCACCAACUACAACAACAUCCACAUCCCACCGGGGGCCCACGCACCGGCCAACACUCCAGCCGAGCUGCCACCACCCUCAGCAGAAGCAGCUAAACCAGUGCCUUUGCCCCGAUCAGUGCCCACUGUUGACCCCACACUGCUCAACGCCCAGCAGCAGGAUAUUGGGAUUGGAAAGUAA
Molecule: messenger RNA, 931 nt
Organism: Scomber japonicus (chub mackerel)
Lineage: Eukaryota; Metazoa; Chordata; Actinopteri; Scombriformes; Scombridae
Gene: vta1
Product: vesicle (multivesicular body) trafficking 1
Exons: 8
Coding region: 77-931 (284 amino acids)
Biological process (GO): late endosome to vacuole transport via multivesicular body sorting pathway
Cellular component (GO): multivesicular body
Source: RefSeq, a predicted model, not a curated record